Messenger RNA from Microstroma glucosiphilum, 1542 nucleotides. RefSeq lists its product as hypothetical. The record is from RefSeq and is a predicted model, not a curated record. NCBI's taxonomy places the organism in Eukaryota, Fungi, Basidiomycota, Exobasidiomycetes, Microstromatales, Microstromataceae. Bases 373 to 1305 code for a protein of 310 amino acids. The transcript is spliced from 3 exons. Gene Ontology annotation, molecular function: RNA binding.
GGGUAGCGAUUAUAGUUGGGGUCGCGACUCAGGGGGGAGCCGGGGAGGUAGAGAAGUAGCCCAGGGAGGGGAUCGGUAGGCAGGGUGAGUAGGCGGGAUACCUUUCGCUCGGAGGGUAUACGACGUCUGAGCUGCAGUGAGGCGCAUCAGUCCUUCUCUACGACCUUUGCGGCAAGGCGUGGCAGGGCAUGAUGGCAUAGCAGCCAGGCUGUGCUCAGGGCGGAGCACCGCUGAGCAGCUCACCUGCAUGACGCGACUUGGGUGGAGGCAUGAGUGACGAAGAUUCACAUUCUCAUCCACGACGAUGUUCUGUUCUUUCCUCCUCGGUCACUCAUCCUACGAACACCACACAACACCACCACAACUCCCACCAUGUCCAACACCGUCCAAGUCACCAACAUCGCAUCCACCACUUCCAAGAAGUCCCUCGAGGACUUCUUCAGCUUCUGUGGAUCAGUGUCCUCGCUGGAGCUGUCCCCUGCUGCAGAUGGAAAGCAAACCGCCAUCAUCACAUUCGCAAAGGACAGUGCAGCCAGCACCGCCACCAUGCUACACGGCGGUUCCCUGGACGGUUCUCCCCUGUCAGUCUCCCCUACUGGAUCCUCGACAAAGUCUGCCAGUGCCACGUCUGCCGUUCCUACAUCUACCUUGGGGCAGGAGGACAAGCCGCGUACUGCCGUUGUAGCAGAGCUCCUCGCUCAUGGUUACGGUCUCAGCGACGAAGUCACCAAGCGUGCCAUUGACCUAGACAACAAGCACGGCCUGACCGACACGUUCAAGACUUACCUUUCUCAGCUCGACCGAUCUCUUGGAGAGCGCGUCGUCAAGGGAACUUCUGGGCAGCCGACUACGACCAAGACUGAGGGAACCCCUUCUGGACCUGCCGCGGCUGGAGCCGCCAGCGAGAAGGAGGCCUCGGCUACCCCGCUCCCCGGCAGUGGCCCCGGCAAUGCAGACAAGCUCACCACCACCGUGCCUCAGCCGGAUGCGCAAGGAGAGCACGCCGCCACACAGGGCAGUGCUCAGCAGCCCAGUUUGGUCAGGCACCUUCAGGGUCAGGUGCAAUCACAGCUGGACAGACCAGAGGUCAAGGCCAAGACAGACUUUGCUUGGUCCAAGAUGACAGAGUACUACAACGCUUUCGCCAACCACCCCAGGAUUCACGCCCUGUAUACGAACGCCUCGAAGACCGUGACCGACGUUCACGAAGAGGCAAAGAGGAUCGCAGAGGAGAAGAAGAAGGGAGGAGCCACUGGGGCUGCCGGUACCUCGGCUCCGGUCACCUCCACCACGACCACCGCUUGAACUCAGGAAGGGAAAAGACGGAGGGAUGGCCAGGCUAUGCUGGGAUUGGACUGGAGAGAAGAGAUUUAUGAAAUAACGCGAGACUCGUGACGGCGUGUGUAAGCUCGACUUCUCAAUCAUUCUUUCUGAUACCAAGGGAAUCAAUCACUCCAUCAUUCGAAGGGUCUACGCACGUUCAGUCCUUGAGACGUUUCACUAGAUCAUUACCAGCACGGUCGAGCUUCCCGUCGCCGCCUC